CUAAAUUUUACGUGACAACAUUGGCAAUGCUGAACAAACUUGGCUGUUAUUGUUGUGUAUAUACCUGGUUAUUUGGAGCGUUGUAAUAUCGGAUCGAUUUCAUUCUGUAUUUCCCAAUUUUAUUCAUGUUAUAGCCUGCAUUUAAACGAUUAUCCACAAAUUGAAAGCAUGUCGACGAAAUCUCCAGUGGAUUUGCGCUCGGAGCUGACGGAAUUAGUAAAACGUAAAGCCGAAAUCGCUGAAACGUUAGCCAACUUGGAACGUCAAAUAUACGCUUUCGAGGGAAGCUAUUUGGAAGACACUCAGUUGUAUGGAAAUAUAAUAAGAGGUUGGGAUAGAUAUUUGGCGAGUAAUAAAAAUACAAACAGUAAAGCUGACAAGCGUAACAGGAAAUUUAAGGAGGCAGAAAGAUUAUUUUCUAAAUCCUCCAUUACAUCCAUGGCAGCGGUUAGCGGACUCGUUGAGAAUACGCAAGAAAAAAUUGAACGAUACAGCGAAUCAGAGUCUCAGAUUGGAAAUAGUGGCAGCGAGGACAAUUGCAACUUUGGCAAUUCAAAUGCGAUUCCUUCCAACAAUAACAAAGAGGCUAGUGGGAAAAAUCUUCAUACUUCUAUUCAAUCUGGACAUGUCCAAAAUAGUGGCGCUCUUAAUAGCUCGGACAAUGCUUCGAUUCAAUUUACAAAUGGAUCAAUGUCCAAUGGAAAUUUAGAACAUAUUACCACACCUAUCAAAGAAUGUCACAGUAAUAGCAAAGACUCGAAUAAAAAUAAAUCUGGAAAUAGUGCGAAAAAGAAUAGCAAUAAAAGAGCUAGGAAUAGGUAGAAACUCUGAUAUAUUAUCUAUGCGUUAAUGAGACAUGUAAUAUUCAUUAUUUCUUGUAUUAUUAAGUGAUAGCUACACGGACAUUGUGUUAUUUACAUUUAUUCAUAAAUGACAAUUCUCUCUCUCUCUCUCACACACUUAUAAUCUUAAUUCACAUUUCACGUUGCACAAGUUGUCUGAAACUAUCUGAUUUUUGUAUCGUGUGUAUAUGUAUAAUAGUGACAAGCACACACAUUCCACAAUUAUGUAAAUGUUUCUCGUGUGCGUGUGUGUGCGUGUGUGCGUGUGUUGAAAACUUUUGUGAAAACAGUAUUAAAAUAGAAGACGUAUUCAUGAGAACACAUGUGUUGAAAAAUGCGUGUAAAGCUCAACUGAUUUAACAAGUUGCAAAUUGUAUGUAAUUCUAUAUACACAUGCACACUUUUUUUAAUAAAAUGGCUUAUUCCACGAAAUAUAUACAAUAUAUAUCGACUCAAAGUUUUAAUUAAAUUUAAUUAUCAACACUAGGAGAUAACGUUAUAUCGAAUUGCCGAACGGUCUUUACGUAUGCGAACAAUAAAUAAUAAAAUAGAUAAGAAUAA
This is a messenger RNA of Vollenhovia emeryi, 1403 nucleotides long. RefSeq names its product chromatin modification-related protein MEAF6 (gene Eaf6). Lineage: Eukaryota; Metazoa; Arthropoda; Insecta; Hymenoptera; Formicidae. Gene Ontology annotation, cellular component: NuA4 histone acetyltransferase complex. The coding region runs from base 169 to 822 and encodes 217 amino acids. The transcript is spliced from 4 exons. The record is from RefSeq and is a predicted model, not a curated record.